Mirounga angustirostris (Northern elephant seal) is the source of this 6301-nucleotide messenger RNA. It is a transcript of the gene BACH2, whose product is annotated as BTB domain and CNC homolog 2. Lineage: Eukaryota; Metazoa; Chordata; Mammalia; Carnivora; Phocidae. Gene Ontology annotation, biological process: regulation of transcription by RNA polymerase II. The record is from RefSeq and is a predicted model, not a curated record. Gene Ontology annotation, molecular function: RNA polymerase II cis-regulatory region sequence-specific DNA binding; DNA-binding transcription factor activity, RNA polymerase II-specific; protein binding. The transcript is spliced from 7 exons. Bases 723 to 3248 code for a protein of 841 amino acids.
GUGAAUGGGGAGCGGGUGACGUCAGCGCCGAAUGUCAACAAUGUAGCGAUUGAGAGUGUGGGCGUUCCGGGGAGAGCGCGAGCCGCGCGGCGCGGAGCAAACAGCGCCGAGCCGCCGCCGCCUCAGCAGCAGCAGCAGCGACCGUGCACACCCGGGCUGCGGUCUCAGCAGCGCUAACGUGAGCGCCCGCCGCCGCCCUCGCCACCCCGCCUGCCUACUCCCGCUGCCGCCGGGCUCUCGCUUUCUCUCCGGCCUCCCCUCGACCCUUCCCCUCCCCCUACCCGGCACACACGGGGGGCUGGGAGCGAGCUGCCAUGUGAUGCGCGUCCUCUCGGUGAGCUUUUGGUGACCCCCGAACCGCCCACCGCGCCGGCUCCCUGGAGGGGGCUGCAGGCUGGGAAGACGCUGGGAAGAGGAGGCGGAAAAGGACGCAAAGUUCUCUGGCGAGUGCAGCUGUCUGCUUCAGGAAGUGAGGUCUACAGCAACGAGGAGAAUCUUCAAGAGCUGCCUCGCACUGUGACAUGUCUGAGCCCUUACUCCAGUCCCUGCAGCAUGAACAAGGUGGACACUCACUGACCUGUCACAAGGUUACUCUGCAAAGCUUUGGGGUCCAUGCCUGAAUGGAUUGCUGUAGCCUUCUCAUCUCUCCCUUCGCCCGGUUCCCUGCAUCCUAAGACUCGAAGCCAGCACAGAGCCUGGAAAAAUUACAUGGUGUGAACGGCAUGUCUGUGGAUGAGAAGCCUGACUCCCCCAUGUAUGUGUAUGAGUCCACAGUCCACUGCACCAACAUCCUCCUGGGCCUCAAUGACCAGCGGAAAAAGGAUAUUCUCUGUGACGUGACUCUGAUUGUGGAAAGGAAGGAGUUCCGGGCCCACCGGGCUGUGCUGGCCGCAUGCAGUGAAUACUUCUGGCAGGCGCUGGUUGGACAGACGAAAAAUGACUUGGUGGUCAGCUUGCCUGAGGAGGUCACGGCCAGGGGCUUUGGGCCUCUGCUACAGUUUGCCUACACCGCCAAACUAUUACUCAGCAGAGAAAACAUCCGCGAGGUCAUCCGCUGUGCUGAGUUCCUGCGCAUGCAUAACCUGGAGGACUCCUGCUUCAGCUUCCUGCAGACCCAGCUCCUGAACAGUGAGGAUGGCCUGUUCGUGUGCCGGAAGGACACGGCGUGCCAGCGCCCGCACGAGGACCGUGAGAACUCCGCGGGAGAGGAGGAGGAGGAAGAGGAGGAGACGAUGGACUCCGAGACGGCCAAGAUGGCGUGCCCCAGGGACCAGAUGCUUCCAGACCCCAUCAGCUUUGAGGCCACCGCCAUCCCAGCAGCCGAGAAGGAAGAAGCUUUGCUGCCCGAGUCCGAUGUGCCAGCCGACACCAAGGAGAGCUCCGAAAAGGACGCGUUGACGCAGUACCCCAGAUACAAGAAAUACCAGCUUGCAUGUACCAAGAAUGUCUACAAUGCAUCAUCACACAGUACCUCAGGUUUUGCAAGCACAUUCAGUGAAGAGAACUCUAGCAACAGCCUCAAGCCGGGGCUUGCCGUGGGGCAGAUUAAAAGUGAGCCGCCCAGUGAAGAGAACGAGGAAGAGAGCAUCACGCUCUGCCUGUCCGGAGACGAGCCUGACAGCAAGGACCGAGCAGGUGAUAUCGAAAUGGACCGGAAACAGCCCAGCCCCGCCCCCGGCCCCGCCCCCGCCGCCGGGGCCACCUGCCUGGAGAGAUCCAGGAGUGUGUCCUCCCCCUCCUGUUUAAGGUCUCUGUUCAGCAUAAAAAAUAGUGUGGAGUUGUCUGGCCUGCCCAGUACCUCUCAGCAGCACUUUGCCAGGAGUUCAGCGUGCCCUUUUGACAAGGGGAUCACUCAGGGUGACCUUAAAACUGACUACGCCCCUUUCCCGGGGAAUUACGGACAGCCCCACCUGGGCCAGAAGGACCCGUCCAACUUCACCAUGGGGUCGCCCCUCAAGGGGCCUGGGUUGGAGGCUCUCUGUAAACAGGAAGGAGAGCUGGACCGGAGAAGUGUGAUCUUCUCCUCGAGCGCUUGUGACCAAGUGAGCACUGCGGUGCAUUCGUAUUCUGGGGUAAGCAGUUUGGACAAAGACCUCUCCGAGCCGGUGCCAAAGGGUCUGUGGGUGGGGGCUGGCCAGUCCCUCCCCAGCUCACAGGCCUACGCCCACGGUGGGCUGAUGGCUGACCAUUUGCCAGGAAGGAUACGGCCCAACACUAGCUGCCCGGUGCCGAUCAAAGUCUGCCCUCGCUCGCCCCCCUUGGAGACCAGGACCAGGACUUCCAGCUCAUGCUCCUCCUAUUCCUACGCAGAGGAUGGGAGCGGGGGCUCACCCUGCAGCCUCCCUCUCUGUGAGUUCUCCUCCUCGCCCUGUUCCCAGGGAGCCAGAUUCCUAGCCACAGAACAUCAGGAACCAGGCCUGAUGGGAGAUGGAAUGUACAACCAAGUCCGACCCCAAAUUAAAUGUGAGCAGUCUUAUGGAACCAACUCCAGCGACGAAUCCGGAUCGUUCUCGGAAGCAGACAGUGAGUCGUGUCCCGUGCAGGACAGGGGCCAGGAGGUCAAACUUCCCUUUCCUGUAGAUCAAAUCACAGAUCUUCCAAGGAACGAUUUCCAGAUGAUGAUUAAGAUGCACAAGCUAACCUCAGAACAGUUAGAGUUCAUUCACGACGUCCGACGGCGCAGCAAGAACCGCAUCGCAGCCCAGCGCUGCCGCAAGAGGAAACUAGACUGUAUUCAGAAUUUAGAAUGUGAAAUCCGCAAAUUGGUGUGUGAGAAAGAGAAGCUGUUGUCAGAGAGGAACCAACUGAAAGCCUGCAUGGGGGAGCUGCUGGACAAUUUCUCCUGCCUUUCGCAGGAAGUCUGCCGCGACAUCCAGAGCCCGGAGCAGAUCCAGGCCCUGCAUCGGUACUGCCCCGUCCUCAGACCCGUGGGCCUCCCCGCAGCCUCCAGUAUUAACCCCGCGCCCUUGGGCGUCGAGCAGAACCCGGCCGCCGCGCAGCGAGCGGUGGGCGAAAGCGCGCCCUGCUGCUUGGAGCCCGGAGCGGCUCCCCCCGGCCGCCCCUGGGCCCCCGGCUGCGCCCCGGAGAACUGUACUUCCGGGCGGAGGCCCGAGGGCGCUGAGCCGGGAACCUUCUCGGAGAGGGCGCCUCCUCUUGAAUCCAGGAGCCAGACGGUGACCGUGGACUUCUGCCAGGAGAUGACUGAUAAGUGUACGACUGACGAGCAGCCCCGGAAAGAGUACACCUAGUGACCCGGCCCGCCGUCCAGUUCUCCCGCGUCUGCCCCAGCCCCCGGGGGCUCCUCGGUCAGCCUGCGGUGCUGCUCGUCUGUUGUCUGGAAGAACCGAGAAGGAAUUUGGUGCACACUACAGCGUUCUCAGCAGCAAUACUGUUUCUCAGUAUUCCCUCCUCUCUCCACGCGGGAGUGAUACACAGUUCCCUUCACAAUGGUGCUACCCCUUGCCCGGGCAAGGAAGGACGGCGGCGGUGACGCUGCCUGUCUGUGGGUUAAUUUCAGUCUCAACAGGGAUAGACUGUAACACCUCUAGGACCCAACCACGGAUUUUGUUUCUCAGUGGCCCAUGUCACAAACCCUAUCUCAGGAAUUUCUUCUGAAUGUUCAAUUUUUUCAUUGAAGACAGCUUCUAUACACAUCAAAGUUUUAUAGCUAGACUGUACAUAUUAUAUAUAAUAUAUAUAUAAAAUAUAUAUAUAUAUCCAUAUGCAAAAGUCCUGCAUGCCUCAAUUUUCUCAUCCUGAAACUGGAAACUUCAUUUCUCGUUUAUCAACAGGUUCCAACAUUCCUCUUCUUUUGUCUCCGGUGCCAGAACUAGUUUGGUAACUGUUAACAUAGUCAUUUUUCUUGCUUCACAGUUCAACUUCAGUUUGUACUUAUUUAUGGAACAGAAUUCAAUGUUGGAAGCUUUUUUUUUUUUUUGAGGUUUUAUUUCAGACCCUUUUUCUGUUGUCGUUUGGUUUGCUUUGGGCACCAUCGGCCGGUGUCCUCGGAGUGUCGUGGGUUUGUUGUUGGUUUUUUUUUUUUUCUUGCAGAUACUGUACAGUCAUGGUCAACUUUGCCACUUGCACUGAGUUUUGGGUCAAACCUAUUUUCUUAAAUGAAGUUGUUAUUACUUCAGUAUAACUCAAGUAUACUGUAUAUUCUUUGCUUUUAGUUGAAAAGUAAGACAUUUUAGCUAAUUAAAAAGCACUCAGGUGAUAAUUAUGUAGGAAAAAUAAUCUUGCCAAAUAAUGAAUUCAUCCUAGGAUGUGUAGACAAUAAUCUGCUUGAAUAUUUUUAUAUUUCAUCUCCUCCCCACCUCUCCCGGAAGCAAAGUUUAAAUGCAGAGAGUUCAGAGUUGAUACUGGAUGUUCAGACUCCUAAGUGGGGAGAGAGUUUGGACGUCCACUCAGAAGUGCAUCCAAACAGCAGGAACCCGUGAUUUUGUACCAGAACUCAGCAGGCAUUGGCUCCUAAAAAUCAAGUUAGAACUAUUUUCUCACCCAAGGGGCGAGUCCCGUUCAUUUCAACCCGUCCUCAGGCCUCUGCCUGUUCUUGGAAGGGCAGCGCAGGAGGAACUUCUCGGAAGGAUUUGGCUGAUCAGCCACCCGACCAUCCCGGCCCCCUGCUCCCCUGUCCAGGCCCCCUGCACAGGCUGGGCUCCCAGGACCUCUCACCUGAGUCAGUUUAACUCAUAGCACCUGGGGUCCUGCCUGUAAGCGGCGUCCUGGGUUAAUGCAGCUUGCCCAGAGUAGGGGAGAGUGGGCGCAUGUGAGCCUGGGGUCUGUCCCUGACGCAGGCAAAAGAAUUUCUUUCUCCCUCCCUUCUCCAAAUGCUUUGAGUUGAAUUCUGGGGGUUUUCUGCUCGUCUCUUGUCCAAAGGCAGAUUUCAUUCUGAGGCUUUGGACACGAUAUGGCCAAGGAGCCCUCCCUGCCCCUUUACCCGGCCACACACACACACACACACACACACACACACCUACCCUCACCUGAUGGUAAUUUUCUUCUCUUGCUGCAAAACUGGUUGGCUUGCAACCCACAGAGAGCAGCUUCCCUUGGCUUUGGGGGUGUGCUGGCCCCUGGCCACGUUUACAGGAAGAUGUGCCCAGACCCUGCCCCCAGCCUAAGAGGAGGCGGAGUCCCUCCCUCCCUCCCUCCGGUGGGCCCUCCAGCCUGGCUGCGGGACUCUUCCCGAAAGGUUUGAUGUGGGGAUGGGGUGGUGGGCAGUGGGGACUAGACGGUUGACUUUGUUUCUUUAUUUGUGCCAUUGUUUGGACAAUAUUAAAGCUGCAUGUAAAAGGGGAAAUUAGUAUAUGAUGUAGGCGAAAAGUGAAAUCAUAGUAACAUAUGUUUUAGUAUUAACUUUUUUCUGUACAAAUAUUAGCGCUAAAUGUUUAAAUAUGUAUGAAUGCCAGAAAUUUGUUGGUUCAUGCGGUAGGAUUAAAAAAAAAAAGGCUUUUCUUUUCAAGUAGUUGCGCUUUUAAAACCUGCCUCUGGGUUUCUGUUUCUCCUCAUGUGCGUGCGCAUGUGCGUGUGCUGGUCUGAGACGGAUUUUGAUGCAGCUCCACGCUGGAGCUGCCGUUUUUAUUACGGUUGUUGGAAGGUCUUGGCCUAGUGGAGCGGUUCUGUGCUUCACCGUGGGGUUUGCCUUUGUGGAAACCUGGUGACAGCCGGAAUUUAAAUUCAAUGUGAAUCGUGUGAUGCACCACAGGUAUGUGUUGCGGUGGAGGAGUCAGCCAACAGUAUUUUGUGUUUUUUUUUUAACUCUCUUGUUGCCUUUUUUAAGUGACCUCCUCUUCUUUUGGAAAAAAAAAGAAUGUUUCCUGCUAGUCUCAUAACCAGGUCCAAACCAGCCUGUUGGCGUGAUUCACCCUGGUGACAGCUCAUGUGCAACUGGUAGUCUUGACCACAUUCCACAGUCUCCCCCUGUCUGUCGUUCCGUCCGCUCGCCCCUGUGCUGCGGCCAUGUCGGGGUGGGGGAGGGGGCCUCCUGAUUUCCCUCCACCGUCAGCUCACGUUCUGCUGCCCCCAACCCCCACCUCGCUUUUCUCCCUCUUCCUCAACCAAACCCCGCUAUGGGAACUGGUUAAAAACACUGCUUGAAAAACUCUUUCCAUUUCUUAGAGAUUUUCUAACGACUUAAUGAUUUUGUUCACUAUGUACCAUAAACAGUGAUUGGCUUUGUGCAAUUGUCUGUGUGACCUGUCUUGUCUUCUACUACCCUGAACCACAUGUUCGUCAGAAUCGUUUCCAGGUUGAUUCAAAGGGAGGACUAGCUGGGGACCAGAAUCCAAACUGCCUCAAG